GCCGGGAUCUCGCGAGAGCUGCCUGGGGCCGUUGGGCAGCGUCUUCGCUGUUGCCUUUAGGGACGGCUGUGGGCCGGCAGGUGGCUGGGGCUCGGAGCGCCAGAGAUGGCAGCUCAGCGAGGGAUACCGAGCUCCGCCGUGAGGGUGCUGGAAGAGGCGUUGGGCAUGGGUUUGACCGCAGCUGGGGACGCGAGGGACACGGCGGACGCGGUGGCGGCUGAGGGCGCCUACUACCUGGAGCAGGUCACCAUAACUGAAGCAUCCGAAGAUGACUAUGAAUAUGAAGAGAUACCAGAUGAUAAUUUUAGCAUCCCAGAAGGUGAAGAAGAUCUAGCAAAAGCAAUUCAGAUGGCCCAAGAACAGGCUACAGAUACUGAAAUUUUGGAACGGAAAACAGUUCUUCCUUCAAAGCCUGCAGCACCUGAAGUAAUAGAAGACUUUCUCUGCAAUUUCUUGAUCAAAAUGGGAAUGACCAGAACUCUUGAUUGCUUUCAGUCUGAAUGGUAUGAGUUAAUACAGAAAGGAGUGACUGAACUUAGAACUGUUGGGAAUGUUCCAGAUGUCUACACCCAGAUUAUGCUUUUGGAAAAUGAGAACAAAAAUUUAAAGAAAGAUUUGAAGCACUACAAACAAGCAGCUGAGUAUGUUACUUUUUAAAUGACAUUUUCUUGUUUUUCUUUUGGACUAAAUAGUUGAAUGAAGUUGAUUAUGUGUAAUGUACCAGAGCCUUAAUUUUGGAAAACUGGAUUUUUCUAGUUAUAAAAAAUGUGAAAGGCUUCACUAGCAAAUUAAUUAAACAGAUGAUCAGAACUAUCACAAUUGUAACUUACCAACAAGAAGGGAAUGCAGGGAGUUGUUUAGGAGAUGGUACAUUUGUUAUAUAAUAUUCACUUCCUUAUGUAUUUGAUAAUCUUUUUGUGGUUUAUAACAUUUUCUCCUGUAAAGAGGCUAAUUUCUGAAAUAAUAAUUAAAUUUAUAGAAAGCCGAGAGGAAAAUGCUAGUUUAUUCCUAGUAGAGGAAUUUCGGUAUUUGAAAAUUCUCCAGAAGGAAUAAUAUAAACUGUGGACUUUGAGUGACAAUGAUAUGUAGGUUCAUCAGUUGUUAACAAAUGUAUCUGUCUGUUGUGGGCUGUUGAUAAUGGGGAAGGCUGUGCAUGUGUGGGAGUAGGAGGUGUAUGGGACAUCUCUGUAUCUUCUAAUCAAUUUUGCUAUGAACUUAAAACCGCUCUAAAAAUAAAGUUUAUUAAAAAAAUAAAGAGAAUUAUCUA
Rhinopithecus roxellana (golden snub-nosed monkey) is the source of this 1267-nucleotide messenger RNA. Its product is annotated as sperm-associated antigen 16 protein-like. The transcript is spliced from 5 exons. Gene Ontology annotation, cellular component: axonemal central apparatus. The coding region runs from base 106 to 657 and encodes 183 amino acids. Lineage: Eukaryota; Metazoa; Chordata; Mammalia; Primates; Cercopithecidae. Gene Ontology annotation, biological process: axoneme assembly. The record is from RefSeq and is a predicted model, not a curated record.